Glarea lozoyensis ATCC 20868 is the source of this 1962-nucleotide messenger RNA. Its product is annotated as MFS general substrate transporter. The transcript has 6 exons. Gene Ontology annotation, cellular component: membrane. Lineage: Eukaryota; Fungi; Ascomycota; Leotiomycetes; Helotiales; Helotiaceae. The coding region runs from base 1 to 1962 and encodes 653 amino acids. The record is from RefSeq and is a predicted model, not a curated record. Gene Ontology annotation, biological process: transmembrane transport. Gene Ontology annotation, molecular function: myo-inositol:proton symporter activity.
AUGGCCGACAUCAAAACAGAACCUGUUGUGGCUGGUGCUACAGUUCACGACGAGAAGAUCGCCGAUCCGAAUUCGCGUCGCAAGUCGAGUGUUGCAGCUUUGACUGACAAUACCACCGGAGAAAUCAAAAAUCCUCUUCUUGGCAUACCCAAACACCAACUACUGCAAGACGUCGAAGCUUUCGCCAACCAAUAUGAACUCCAGGACAUCAAGCCUUACCUCAUCAAAGGGGCACUUGUCGCCCAAAGCCCCGCCCAUGCCGACAAGAUUCCCGAACUCGACGACGAAGAUCGCCGUGUACUGAGUGAGGAAGCUACUCACAAAUGGAAGCACCCGAAAAUUCUAUAUCUGACCAUCAUCCUAAACUCCAUUGCGGCUGCUAUUCAAGGUUGGGAUCAGACAGGUUCGAAUGGAGCAAACUUGACUUUUGGUCUUGCGCUUGGCAUUCCUGACGCUCCACCACCUGACCCGAAUCCAUUGGGUCUUGGGGGUUGUAUGUCGGCGUCCGAGUGUAACAAAAAUCAAUGGCUAGUCGGUUUUGUCAACUCCUCGCCAUACAUCGCUAUCUGUCUCUUCGCUGCGUGGAUUUCUGAUCCUGUAAACGAAUAUCUCGGCCGUCGUGGCACCAUCUUUGUUGCCGCCAUCUUCUCUGUCCUUGCUCCCCUUGGUUCUGGUGUCUCCCAAACAUGGGGACAAUUGGUCGCUUGUCGUGUUCUCCUCGGCCUUGGAAUGGGUCUGAAGGAAGUCACAGUGCCUGUCUUCUCCGCAGAGGUAGCUCCUACAAAUAUUCGUGGUGGCCUGGUCAUGUCUUGGCAGAUUUGGACGGCUUUUGGUAUUCUUUUAGGCACGUGUGCCAAUCUUGUCUUUGUUGAUGUUGGCAAGAUUGCAUGGCGACUUCAAUUGGCAUCUGCAUUUGUGCCGGCAAUUCCUCUUGUUCUGGGUAUCUGGUUUGUUCCAGAAUCUCCAAGAUGGCUGAUGAAAAAGAAGCGUGUUGCAAAGGCCUACAAAUCACUUCUCAAGCUUCGAAGCUCUCCACUACAAGCUGCUCGAGAUCUCUACUUUAUCAACGCACAACUCGUCUAUGAGGAAGAGUUGAUUGAGCAAGCUGGAUUCGUCAAGACAAGCAACAUGUUUACUCGGUUCAUCGAACUAUUCACCAUUCCACGUCUUCGAAGAGCAACUUGGGCUUCAGGUGUAGUCAUGAUUGCUCAGCAGAUGUGCGGAAUCAAUAUCAUUGCCUUCUACUCCUCCACGAUCUUCAAACAAUCCGGCGCCGACAACGUCACUGCCCUUCUCGCCUCCUUCGGCUUCGGUCUAGUCAACUUCGCAUUCGCCUGGCCAGCCGUCUGGACAAUCGAUACCUUUGGCCGUCGCGGUCUCCUCCUCUUUACCUUCCCCAACAUGUGUUGGACCCUCCUCGCAGCCGGUAUGUCCUACUAUAUUCCCUCCUCAAGUCGCGCCCAUCUCGGCCUCGUUACGUUCUUCAUCUACGUCUACGACGCGUUUUACAGCCCCGGAGAAGGUCCUGUUCCCUUCACCUACUCCGCAGAAGUCUUCCCGCUAAGCCAUCGUGAAAUCGGUAUGUCAUGGGCCGUCGCCACAAACAACUUCUGGGCCACUGUUGUAUCUCUCACGUUCCCUCGCCAACUCGCCGCGUUCGGCGUGCAAGGUGCUUUCGGGUUCUACGCCGGCAUGAACGCCCUCGCCUUCAUGAUGAUCUUCCUUUGUCUGUACGAGACUAAACAGCGCUCCCUCGAACAGCUGGAUUACGUGUUUGGUGUCCCGAUCCAUAAACAUGCUAGUUACCAGCUUUUCACCGUGCUGCCGUGGUGGGUUCGUCGCUAUAUCUUCAUGCGAAAGGGCGCGGUUUGUCCCGAACUUUAUCAUUUCGAGGAGGACGUGUGGAAUCAGAGUGAGGAGGAUACAAGGGCUGUUAGUACGGGUGUGGAGAAGGUUGUUUAG